This is a messenger RNA of Cyprinus carpio (common carp), 951 nucleotides long. RefSeq lists its product as uncharacterized. Gene Ontology annotation, molecular function: protein binding. The record is from RefSeq and is a predicted model, not a curated record. Lineage: Eukaryota; Metazoa; Chordata; Actinopteri; Cypriniformes; Cyprinidae.
ACAGACUGCGAGCUGGAAGCAAACAUCAUCAGUGAAGAAUGAAGGGUUUAGUUUGUAUACUGCUGAUGCUGGAAACCUUUGUGUUUGCCGUACAAGAGCAGGUAGAUGGAGGACUCAAUGAGAAUGAGAUCAGUCAGCAGCUCAGAUCUGAGGAUAGAAGACAGAAUCCACCUCAAGCUGACACUGUGAGAGCUGAAGCUUCAAAUGACAGCCAACAAAACUGCUAUCUAUGCUUCCCUGACAUCCACACAGCACUGAGAGAAUUGACUGCCACGGUUACUGAGCAGAAAGCAAACAUCAGAGCUUUAGAGACACGACUGAGGGAUGCUGAGCAAAUUGCAGAACAACAGACACUCCAUCUGGAAGAGCUUACCAAGAAAAAUGAUGAAAUGUCAACUCUUACUCAGAGUCAAGUAGAGGAGUUGAGAAAGGAAAAUAGAGACAGACAGAUAGCUUUUUCAGCUGGACUGAUGCAAUCUAGCAGUGGAAAUAUUGGUCCCUUUACCACUGACAUCACACUAACCUACAGGAACGUCUUCACAAAUAUAGGAAAUGCCUACAACCCAAUUACAGGUAUUUUCACAGCCCCACUGAAAGGAGCAUAUAUGUUCAGAAUCUCUGUUUAUGGUUCAGCUAGUCAAUCAACUCCAUCAACUGUCUCCAUUAUUAAGAAUGGAGAGCAUGUAGUUAUAGCACAUGCUCAUCAGGCUGGGAAUGUGGUAAACUCCUCAAAUGGAGUUGUGUUGCUCCUGGAGGAUGGAGAUGUUGUCUAUGUGAGGCUUUCAGCUAACAGGAGGAUAUCAGAUGGCCAGAAUAACCACAAUACUUUCAGUGGCUACCUACUGUUUUCCUUAAGAGAUCAGUAACUUUGCAGAAUGUGACUUUGCAGAAUGUAAUCUUGAACCUUUCAGCAGAGUUUGAAAUCUGCAAUAAAUUACUGUAUACAGAAGU